CCACCACCUCCUCCCCGGCAGGUCACUGAAGACCCCCAUCACUUUUUCAUGUGUCUACAGCUGUGAGCUGACCCCCUCAAUCAAAGUCUGUUGAUAUUUAGCAAGUGCAGAUCAUUUGAUAGAUUGCGUCCAUGAGCCGCGAUGCUGGGGAGAAAAGCUGGAAAAAAGAAUGCCCAAGUCAAAGGCCAAGGGGCAGCAGCUGCCAAGCAGAUGGGGCUCUUUGUAGAUUUCAAUCCUGAUGACAUGAUGAUGGGAAUCCCCGAUGACGCAGAUGAUGCCGACUUGGAGGCAGAGCUGGCAGCACUGACUGGGGCAGAGGCCGUUUCGAAACCAAAGUCCAAAGGGAAAGCUCCUCUCCCAAUGGAGCACAUUGAGAAGCUGGCCCAGGACUGCAUGAGAGACUCAGACGGGGACGAUGUGGAAGAUGAGGAUUUAGAACAAGAUGAAGAUUUGCUGGCUGAGCUGCAGGAAGUGGUGGGAGAAGAGAUGGAGGUGGAGAUGUUACAUCCUGAGUCCUCGUUCGCUGCACCAGACGAACCUGCCGAGCCUGUGAAGCAGCAUACCUCUCCAGUAAUGGAGCAGCAGCACGUGUCCCAGGGGACAGGAGGGGGGCUUCUGCAAACGUUAGAGGAGAGGAUCUCUAACUACAAGACUGCUAUCAGCAACGCAAAACAGGCCAAGGAGAAUACCAAAGCCAGGCGCUACGAGAGAGGCCUGAAGACUCUUGAGUCCAUGCUGGCCUCGGUGAGACAGGGCCGGGCUGUGAACGAGGAAGAGAUUCCUCCCCUGGUGUCUACAGGGAAAACUGCAGACAGCUCGCAGGCUGAGCCUCCUGAGAGUAUCGCUCCGCAAGAACAGUUAGUGGACCUGAGCAUUUCCUCUAUGGAAAACACAGAGAUUAGUGCAAGUCAAGGGCCAACCGAAGGCAUGGUGGCUGAAGGUGGAACAAGCGAUGGUCAGGCUUCUAACCCAGCUGACAUGGACUCGAGAACUCUGCUGCUUACAAGACAAGGAGAGUAUAAAGUAGCUGCAUUGAAAGCCAAGCAGAGCGGGGACGUGGAAAAGGCGAAGGAAUACAUGAAAAUUAGCAAGAAAUUCAGCGCUGUGAUGGAAGCUCUGGAAAGUGGGCAACCUGUGGAUCUUAGCAAUAUGCCACCAGCGCCAGAAGAGCAUGAUGUAAAGGUGUCUGUGCCGGUACCUGACGAUCCCAGCCCUACAAGCACUCAGGGAACUCCUGCGGUGUCACUAUUACAGGCUCUGCAGCAAAGGUUGGAAAAAUACAAGUCUGCAGCGCAGCAAGCGAAGUCUGCUGGGGAUGACCGGAAGGCCAGGAUGCACGAGAGAAUUGCCAAGCAAUACCAAGAUGCUAUUCGUGCUCACAAGGCAGGGAGACAAACCAAUCUGGCUGAACUCCCAGUUCCUCCCGGUUUCCCUCCACUCCCCGGAUUGGAAGACAACGCUGGUGAAAUGAGCGUGGAGAGUGCAAUGGAAACUGCCCAAAAACUUGCAAAUGCAGACGUGGACGAAGGCGAGGAGGAUGACCAGCCAGAGAAGCCUCCUGUUCCAAAAAAACCCACCCAAAUAGUGAAACCGCUAUCUCCUACCGUGCCACACAUUGAAGAGACCUCUGCUAAUGCCAAAUCUGAAACCAGCACUGAAAAUACCAAACCUGUGGAGCAUCUAUCUUCUGAGGGACGAGAUCAGCUGGAGUUCCUUGAGAACCGGAGGAAACAGUACAGGAGAGCCGCUCUUCAAGCCAAACAACGGAAUGACCUGGAACAGGCCAAACAGCACAUGAGAGUGGCUCAUACCCUUCAAGUGUCCAUCGACCAAGUGAAGAGUGGAAAGCUGGUGGACAUUUCCAAGAUACCAGGUCUCCCACUGGACGAGGACAAUGACUUUGUUCUUAUUGAACCUGAAGAUGCCAAGCCACUUCAAAAUUCAGAUGAUGUUUACUCUCAACUGCUGAAAAUGCUUCAAGAGCAGCAUGAGAAAUGCUUGCGUUACUCCAAACAGUUUACACAAAUGGGCAAUGUCACAGAAACAACCAGGUUUGAGAAAAUGGCUGAGGACUGCAAGAAAAACUGUUCCAUUUUGCAGCUGUCACAAGCUCAGGGCUUAGACCCUCCACCUUAUCACUUUGAAGACAAAACUUUGAAGAUUGUCAGGGUUUUCUCGGAGCUGAGUAGCACAGAAAUGCUUCUUAUAGUCGUCCGAGGAAUCAACCUGCCCGCUCCGUCAGGCACAGCACCCAAUGAUUUAAACGCGUUUGUUAAAUUUGAAUUCCCUUACCCAAGUACGGAACAGCCUCAGAAGAAUAAAACCUCCGUUAUUAAAAACACCAAUUCUCCUGAGUAUGAACAGUCUUUUAAAUUAAACAUCAACCGUAACCACAGAGGCUUUAAGCGAGUCGUUCAGACCAAAGGCGUGAAGUUUGAAAUCUUUAACAAAGGGGUGUUUUUGCUGAAGAGCGAUAAACAGAUUGGCACGGCAAAUGUAAAACUGGACAAGUUAGAAUCUCAGUGUGAAAUCCGGGAAAUCGUGGAGGUUUUUGAUGGCAGAAAACAGACCGGUGGAAAACUAGAAGUUAAAGUCCGGCUGAGAGAGCCCCUCAACGGUCAGGACCUUCAGACAGUGACAGAAAAGUGGCUGAUACUGGGUCAGAUUCCUCGGAAGUAAGGAAAGCACUAGGAGUGGAAGGCAGCCUAGAGAUGGAGACGUUGCCUUUUUAAAUAAACUCCUCAUGUGCCACCAGUAUGAUCUUCCGGCCAGGAAGGAGAUCGGAGGGGUUGCAUACCAAAGACUCAUUAGUAUCUCCUAUAGCAAAGCAGCACGUCAGAAAAUGCAUCAGCCGCAGAGAGACUAAAUUACUUAACUUUACAUAGCAAUGCAGAAUGUCCGCAACUCCCAGACUGCACUGACCGCAAGACCUUAUUAACCAUACAACCGCAGAGCUUUGUGGCACCAGGAUGGCAUUGUGUGCCCACACUGGCUUCUUGUGUUGAAUGUAAACUGAAACCAACGUUAUGGAGACUCAUGCACAAAUCCGAUGAGGAUUCUGAAUGUCUUGCAGUACAACAUGCUGCUCUAAUAACUGUCAGAUGGGCAAAGUCCCGGAUCACCGGCCCCUUGGAAAAGAAGGAGGCUAACAGAUGAUGGUACGAUACUUUGCAUAACAUGGUACCUGAGAAAGCUGACGAUUGUAAAUGUGCUGCUGUACCAGGUGCUGAAAUCUGCAAAUAUAUCAUUUUACAAUUAACAUUAUCACUAAUCCAUGUUAACUGCACACACCAAAUGUCCUCAGCUGACAGACGGGAUGGAGGUCUAAUUUAUAAACGGGAUACAUGUUUUACACUGGCUGCUUCAAAUUAAAUACAGUGGUUUUUUUUUGUUUUAUCCCCGUCAGACCCAGACCCACUAUAGUUUCCUGGACAAUCCUCUUCAUAAGUUCAUGAAAAGUGCUCCCUGCAGUAUGUGGCAUUAAUAUUCUGCAAGAAAUUGCCGUUCUGGGUGGAGGUUUUUUCUCCCUUCCUACAGCAUACAAAAGCUACAUACAGGGUACCACUUUCCAUGUGCUGGCCACUAGUACCAAGAAGCAGUAGAUAUGCUCAGGACAGCUUGGUGAAUGUGGCCACCCCAACUUCAAACCACUCGAAAUAAUCAUUUUCAGAGUAGGCUUCAACAGGUCCACAAUUGCCCCAGCACAUAUGAGGGUAAAACUCACUUUAUUACUCAGAGAGGUGGUUUUCAACCUGGCAGGGAACGGCUUAACUCUCCAAGUGCCAUGGAGACAUGCUUACCUACGGCUAUGGGCGGAAUAGCCUGUUUAAAUGAGCAUAAAUGCAAAUUCUGCUCUAAGCCCUAAUAUUACUUUAUGAAGCGGAGAGAAAUUUCUAAUUAAGCCAAUAUUAAUGCCAAAAUGGCUGAUCGGCUACCCUGUAAAUAUACCUUAAAAAAACAUGACACUCCCCGGCACUCUAGGGUUUCUAGACGUUUGGAAGCGGCAGAAUUCAGAAAGACUCCCCACUUUCCCUGUAAGUGCCUUUUAAACAAAUCAUUCCGUCAGCUGCCGGUCACAAAGGUUUUAUCUGGCAAGUCAGUCCUCUCGCUCUAGCGCAGUCCGCUUUGCGUGCCUUUUUAUUUUACUUUGAGUGGCAGGAACUCACGCUGUAAACGAAGGAGGGGAAAAAUAGAAUAACUGUUGCAGAUACAUCAGGUCUCCUUUAGCAGGAGCAGAUCCUGCCUUUGUAUUCAAUGCAUUGCAGACUGGUGGCUAGUGGCUGCAGCAAAGUCAUUCAUUACCUUAUUUAUUUCUGCAUUGUUGUAAGAAAGUAGCCUGUGCCACGUGUGAAUCAUUGUUCAGACUGUUAGAAAAAGCCAUUUUUAUUUAUUACACAUCUGGCACUUUGUUCGUUAAUGGAACUGUUUUAUGUAUAUGGUAUUAAAUUUAAAUGGAGAAUCAA
Messenger RNA from Pelobates fuscus (common spadefoot toad), 4463 nucleotides. It is a transcript of the gene CC2D1B, whose product is annotated as coiled-coil and C2 domain containing 1B. Gene Ontology annotation, cellular component: nucleus. Gene Ontology annotation, biological process: regulation of transcription by RNA polymerase II. Bases 142 to 2679 code for a protein of 845 amino acids. Gene Ontology annotation, molecular function: RNA polymerase II cis-regulatory region sequence-specific DNA binding; DNA-binding transcription repressor activity, RNA polymerase II-specific. The record is from RefSeq and is a predicted model, not a curated record. NCBI's taxonomy places the organism in Eukaryota, Metazoa, Chordata, Amphibia, Anura, Pelobatidae. The transcript is spliced from 26 exons.